GGGCCACGCCCCAUGUCAUCACCUGCACUGUGGAGCACGACUCCAUCCGUCUGCCUCUGGAGCACAUGGUGGAGGAGCAAGUGGCCGUGAGUGCCGGGAAUGAGCGCUGGCUCAGCGCUGAGUGCGUGGAGGUCAAGUUCGUGGGUCCCUGAGACGCAGAAAGGAGAGCCUUCCACAGAGUGAACCCACCAACUGAAGCUUCAGUAAGGAAGCGUUCAAGUCGAUCACCUCUGCGGUCACCUUCGUCCCCGUGUCCACGGUGAGCGGGCAGGCAGAGGCUGACGACGUCCUGGCGGCCGUUCGCCCGGCCACGUGCCUUGUGACCAUCAUGCUGGCGAAUAACGAGACGGGCGUCGUCAUGCCCAUCCCUGAGAUCAGCCGGCGAGUUAAAGCCCUGAACCAGGAGCGGGCGGCUUCCGGGCUGCCUGCCGUUCUCCUGCACACGGAUGCCGCGCAGGCCCUGGGGAAGAGGCGCGUGGAUGUGGAGGACCUGGGCGUGGACUUCCUGACCAUCGUGGGGCACAAGUUCUAUGGCCCCAGGAUCGGAGCACUUUACGUCCGAGGACUCGGGGAACUGACCCCUCUGUACCCCAUGCUGUUCGGAGGCGGACAAGAACGGAAUUUCAGGCCGGGGACGGAGAACACCCCGAUGAUCGCCGGCCUCGGGAAGGCUGCUGAGCUGGUGGCAGAGAACUGCGAGGCUUACGAGGCCCACAUGAGGGACGUCCGCGACUACCUGGAGGAGAGGCUGGCGGCUGAAUUCGGUGAGAAGAAAAUCCAUCUGAACAGCCAGUUUCCGGGGACUGAGCGGCUCUCCAACACGUGUAACUUCUCCUUCCGGGGACCCCAGCUCCAAGGCUGCUCGGUGCUGGCGCAAUGCAGGACGCUGCUGGCCAGCGUGGGGGCCGCGUGCCACUCGGACCACGGGGACCGGCCAUCCCCAGUGCUGCUGAGCUGUGGCAUCCCCUUUGACGUGGCCAGGAACGCGCUUCGGCUCAGCGUGGGCCGCAGCACCACCCGGGCCGAGGUGGACCUCGUAGUGCAGGACCUGAAGCAGGCCGUGGCCCGGCUGGAGGGCCAGGCCUAGUGUCAAGGCCACCUCAUAGGAAGCCUCCGAGGCCUGUGCCAGGGUCGCCUUCCCUGCAGAGUCGGAGUGGGCGGCAGCUCCCUCUCUAAGUGGGUCAGUGUGGAGCAGGUUCCCCAGGCAUACAGGCCCGGGACACACACACCUGCGUGGGCCUAUCGCUGUCACUGCUGCCCAGUGGCACGGGUUGAAGUGGAGACGCUUUGGCUGUGCCCACACUCCCGCUAGGAAGCGAGUACCCCCUUCAUAGAAGGUGGCAUUUUUAUCAGGAAGAUGAAGUCCUAGUAUUUAUAAUUGACUAGAGGCCCGGUGCACGAAAUUUCGUGCACUGGGGGGAGUCCCUCAGCCUGGCCUGUGCCUUC
Molecule: messenger RNA, 1446 nt
Organism: Myotis brandtii (Brandt's bat)
Lineage: Eukaryota; Metazoa; Chordata; Mammalia; Chiroptera; Vespertilionidae
Product: selenocysteine lyase
Exons: 10
Coding region: 329-1087 (252 amino acids)
Source: RefSeq, a predicted model, not a curated record